This is a messenger RNA of Erythranthe guttata (spotted monkey flower), 3088 nucleotides long. Its product is annotated as putative inactive histone-lysine N-methyltransferase SUVR2. Gene Ontology annotation, molecular function: histone methyltransferase activity; zinc ion binding; protein binding. NCBI's taxonomy places the organism in Eukaryota, Viridiplantae, Streptophyta, Magnoliopsida, Lamiales, Phrymaceae. Gene Ontology annotation, cellular component: nucleus. The record is from RefSeq and is a predicted model, not a curated record.
AACAACUCCCCUUUACCUUUUCUCUCUCUCUCUCAUCAAUUUUCUCUCUCAUCACUGUAACUUUCAUCAGAGCUCAUUUCCCUCUCAAACACACACAAACUGAAGCCCGCUUCUCCAAUGCCGGAGGUCAUGGCUCUACAACAAAUACUUCCAUUCUGUUGCAGCUAAUGAGAGUUUGGUACAAUUAUCUUAAUUGCGCGGAUAGGUCUGAAGGCCGGCCCCUGCCCCUGCUCUACUGAUCUCCCGUGGAUGUAAUUUUCUGUUCUUAGAAUCCAAUUGUGUAGGACAGGCAGAUAGAUUCUCGGGGAUUGUCAUUUCACAGCAAAAUCAAGUGGACAUAAAAAAUUGGUCGAAAUGAGCAGCAAGGAAACGAAAAUGAGAGUUGCAAAUGCCUUUCGUGCUAUGAAGGGUAUUGGGAUCUCAGAAGAUAAGGUGAAGCCAGUACUAAAAAAAUUGCUGAAAUUGUACGAUAAAAACUGGGAGCUCAUUGAAGAGGAAAACUAUCGAGCCCUUGCAGAUGCUAUAUUUGAAAGAGAGGAAUCUGAAGCAGAAGAGCAUUCAAAGAAGAUCAUGGAGAAUGCAGCAGUAGCUGAGCAUCCAAAGAAGAUGGUCAAUAAUGAAGAGAAAGAGGACUAUUUGGAGAAAGAGGCUCAGGCACAUGAAGAGCCUGAACGGCCCUUGAAAAGAUUGCGACUUAAAUACCAAGAUGGAAAAAGUCCCGCCUCAGAUGCGCCUCAUAGUAGUAGUGGUGGCAAGAUGCUUCUUAUCAGGCCUAAAGAAGAACCAAGUGAACUACCUGAAACCAGUAUCCCAAAACUGAAUGCGUCACAAGGCACAGCGGGGACAGCUCAACCGAAUGCUGAAAAUAAAGGAAAACGACCUAUUUCUCCCAGUGGCACAGGCAGGAAUCAGCAAAAGGCAACUGAACCAAGAUCUCCUUCCCAUCCAAUGAGGCUCAGAGACAGAGGAAAAGGAUCUGUCUCUCCUAAAAUACCAUCGAGUGAAAAGACUUUAGUUCCAGCAAGUGCAGCAUCUAAUGCGGUAUGUCUUAAAGAGCCAAAGGUUGGGCCUGGCAAUGAUCUGUCAUCUAAACAGAAGAGCAAUUCAAGUUAUGUAUUAAUUACGCCUAAAGAUGAGCCAGUCACUGAUGACAUGCCACGUUUGGAGGUUCGUACCGCUGUCAAUUGUCCAGGUCUGAAUAAUGGAGGAGACUCGAUGUGCAGCAAUGGUACAGUUAGAGAACAUGACAGUCUUGAGCCCUCAGUUUCACCCUGUGUCAAUGAGAAAGAAAGGGCUGACGGCGCUGCCACCCCAAAUGUAUCGAUGAACAACAACCAGCUGGCAUUGGUCUCAGGUCAAUGUUUUUCUAACCUAGAGAUCGCUUCCUCGUCUUUUGGGGAAGUGAAAAUUUCCUUGAGCUGCGAUGUGGCUCUUGGAAGACCUGAUUUCCAUAUGCCUACCCUUGAAACAGUCCUGAAAUCAGUGGAUGAAAAAUGUCUGAGAACGUACAAAACCUUAGACCCAAACUUCUCCGUGAUGAAUGUUAUGAAAGAAUUUUGUCAGUGCUUUCUGAAAUUGGGAUCGGGUUCCAAUAGCGAGUCUCCAGAAACCUUAAAUGCGGGUCAGACCAUUGGUUCAACAGAUGAUGUUGGUGCUAGAGGCCUUUUGAGUGGAUCAGUGGCUUCUCAUUUCGAUGCCGAGGCAACUCUGCCCAAGACCUCACCACUUCAUCCUUGCAAUGGCAUAGAUGAUGAUGACUCUCAUUUGAAAAAGAUGGAUGGUGGAGAUGAAAACGGGACAAAUACAGAGAACAUAGAGAAUUUUGCAGAAAACCCGAAUGAAAUGAGCUUGGUGAUUUCUCCUCAGCCCCAGGUAGUAGUACUACCUGGAUUGCCUCUGUAUGGUGUUGUUGACAUAGCCAAGGGACGAGAAAAAAAUGUUAUUACACUUGUGAAUGAAAUGAGUAGUGAGACUCCACCAUCUUUUCGCUACAUAACCCAAAAUACAGUUUUCAAAAACGCUUGUGUGAAAUUCUCUCUCGCUCGGCUUGGAGAUAACAACUGCUCUACUUGUGUUGGGGAUUGUUUGUCACCGUCUACUCCUUGUGCAUGUGCAAAUGAAACUGCGUACACAACAUAUGGCCUUGUUAAGGAGGAAUUUCUUGAAGAGUGUAUUUCGAUGAACCACAAUCCUAACAAGCAUUGCCAGUUCUUCUGCAAGGAAUGUCCUCUUGAAAGAUCAAAAGGUGAGGAUAUCACUGAACCAUGCAAAGGACAUAUAAUGAGGAAGUUCAUCAAAGAAUGUUGGUUGGGAUGUGACUGUACCUCACAGUGUGGCAAUCGAGUGGUACAAAGAGGAAUAACUCGGAAGUUACAGGUGUUCAUGACCCCUGAAGGAAAAGGUUGGGGUCUGCGUACUCUGGAGGAUCUCCCAAAAGGUGCUUUUGUUAGCGAGUAUGUCGGAGAAAUUUUAACCAAUAGAGAGCUCGUUGGUCGUGUUUUGCGCAGCCCUAAAGCGGGAAAACAUUCUUAUCCUGUACUUCUCGAUGCUGGUUGGGGUGCUAAAGAAGCACUGAAAGAUGAAGAAGCUCUUUGUCUAGAUACCACAUAUUACGGAAAUAUUGCAAGGUUUAUUAAUCAUAGAUGUUAUGAUCCAAACUUGGUCGAGAUCCCAGUGGAACUAGAGAGUCCGGAUCACCACUAUUAUCAUCUCGCCUUCUUCACAACAAGAGCAGUGAGGGCCAUGGAAGAACUGACUUGGGAUUAUGGAAUUGAUUUUGAUGACCACGAUCAUCCUAUCAAGCCAUUCCGUUGUCAAUGUGGCAGCAAGUUCUGCCGCAACAUAAAGCGUUCAAGAGGUUUUGUGUGUAGGAUCUAAAAUUGGAAGAAGUUGACCGUGUGGCAGUGGCUGUCGUUUUUGCUGUAGUUACAGCCUUGUCCAGAAUACUAUAGCAAGACAUCGCUAAAGAUUUUCGGUUGACUUCGUUUUGGAUGUAAUUCCCGGGUUAUUGAUUUUGUAAGAAAACCUAAUGUAAUUUGUGUAAGAAACCUGUCCGAAAGACCUGUUCUAAUGUUGAUACUUUUGCAUU